Molecule: messenger RNA, 3517 nt
Organism: Acanthochromis polyacanthus (spiny chromis)
Lineage: Eukaryota; Metazoa; Chordata; Actinopteri; Pomacentridae
Gene: polk
Product: polymerase (DNA directed) kappa
Exons: 14
Coding region: 315-2969 (884 amino acids)
Biological process (GO): error-prone translesion synthesis
Cellular component (GO): nucleus
Molecular function (GO): damaged DNA binding; DNA-directed DNA polymerase activity
Source: RefSeq, a predicted model, not a curated record
UCUUCGUCGAUGACGUACCACGGAAGUGCCGCCAAAAUCCGUGUCGUCAGUUUUUCAAAACAUGUAGGGACAUGGUCGUUAGACAGCUGAGCGGUCUCACUCACUGUGGCGUUAUUAUUCAGAGGGGGAAACCCACCUUUUCCUGAAAUACUGUCGGCUGUCUGGUCUAACUCGAAAAGGAGCACAUGUAAUGGGACACACAGCAUGUUAGAGCUGUAUCGUCUAAGUUUGGAGUAGAGUCGCGAUCGUUAAACAUCGGAUCACACCACCUGAAAGCAAACGUCAGUUUUACCAUCAAGGAUAAUUUUUUUUUCAUGAUGGAAAAUGGGGCUACAUCCACUAAAGAAGAGGGCUUCCUCUCCAGGAUGGCGCUCAAUGACAACAAGGCUGGUAUGGAGGGUCUGGACAGGGACAAAAUCAACAAGAUCAUCAUGGAGUCAUCUAAGGGAUCCAAGUUUUACGAGAAUGAGCUGAAGAGGGAGCAGCAGGUGAACCUGCGCAUUGAGAAAAUGAUGCUCCAGAAAGCACAGAUCACAGAGCAACAGCUAAAGAAAGCACAAGUUCAAGUGGAAAGGACGGCCUCAACGCUGGAGAUGAGUCGCGAUCUAAGCCGUGUGAUUGUACAUGUGGACAUGGAUGCGUUCUACGCUGCUGUGGAGAUGAGAGACUGUCCUGAGCUGAAGGACAAGCCGAUGGCUGUAGGAUCCAUGAGUAUGCUGUCAACAUCUAACUACCAUGCCAGGAAAUAUGGAGUUCGAGCUGCUAUGCCUGGUUUCAUUGCAAAGAAACUCUGCCCAAACUUAGUCAUUGUUCCAACUAACUUUGAUAAAUACAGAGCUGUGAGUGAUGAGAUCCGGGAGAUUUUUGCAGACUAUGACCCUCACUUCCAACCAAUGAGCCUGGAUGAAGCCUAUCUAGAUUUUACAGACCACCUGGAACAGCGGCAGAGUUGGCCAGAGUCCUCACGUACACACCGCUAUCGCACUGGAAGCAUCGCUACAGAUGACAAACAGACUGAGCUUCCCCCAGAGGCAGCGCUGGAGGAGAAAGACCUCUCUCCGGUGCUGUUUGAAGACAGCCCAAGCUCUUCUCUCGGCUUGCCGGGCUCUGAAGGCGCUGCUGGUGAUGCUUUCGAGGUGUUUGGGACGUCUGUUGAGGAGGCUGUGAGGGAGAUGCGCUUUCGUAUUGAGCAGAAAACCAGACUGACAGCCAGUGCAGGAAUUGCUCCAAACACGAUGCUUGCCAAAGUGUGCAGUGACAAGAACAAGCCCAACGGCCAGUACAGACUCCCUUCCACCAGAGAGGCCGUCAUGGACUUCAUCAAGACUCUUCCAGUUCGCAAAGUUUGUGGCAUCGGGAAAGUGAGCGAGAAGAUGCUGAAUGCUCUGAGCAUCAGUACCUGUUCUCAUCUUGGCCAGCAGAUGGCACUGCUGUCGUUGUUGUUCUCGGAGACUGCCUGGCAUCAUUUCAUGGAGGUGUCUCUUGGUUUGGGCUCCACGUUUAUUGCUAGGCAUGAAGAAAGAAAAAGCAUGAGCACAGAAAGGACAUUUAGAGAACUGAGUAAAGCUGAGGAGCAGUUUUCUUUGUGCAGGGAGCUCUGUGAAGACCUCGCAGAAGACAUGAAGAAAGAAAACCUGAAGGCUAAAACGGUAACACUGAAGCUGAAGAACGUGAACUUCGAGGUGAAAACCAGGGCACUGACGCUGCUGUAUGCUGUUGCUACAGUGGAUGAGAUCUUUGCUGUUGCUAAGGACCUGCUGAAAACGGAAAUAGAAAAUGAAAGCCCCCAGCCACUCAGGCUGAGGCUCAUGGGUGUUCGAGUUUCCGCCUUUGUCAGUUUGGAUGAUAAAAAGCCCCUGCAGAAGAGCAUCAUUGGCUUCCUUCAGCCAGGCAAGACAGAAAGUAGUGGCUCUUCCAAAGUCAUGCAACAAAACCUCGAGAAAGAGAAUCACUCCCUCCCAACCUCACCACUUGUGUGUCCUCUACUUGUGGAGAAGUGUCAGAAUAAAGAGGAAGUUCCCUGGAGGAAUAAGCAGAGUCAGGCUGGUAAGGAACCCCAACAGUCCUUUUUCCAAAGGGCUCAUGCCAAAAGAUUGCAACUCCAGGCAGCAAAUGGAAGCAAACAAGAGGAAGGACCUGAAGAAGAUGCUUCAGUAAUUACUUCUGGAAGCAUUUGUGCUGAAAAGGCUGUGAAACUGUCAACAAAAGCAAACGAGAAUAAAAAUACCGCCUCAGAUAUCUCAGAAAAUGAGCUUGUUUCUCCUGUAGAGGCCCACGCAUCCACUUCAGGCUGUGGUGGGACGUCAUCAGAAACCCUCACAUGCCCCGUUUGUUUCAGACGGGUGGAAACGAACGAUCUGAACAUCUUUAACAGCCACAUUGACCACUGUCUUAAUGAUCCCGAUAGAAAACCAAACCAAAGCACGGCUUCUGACAGCGAGUCAGACUUGGACCUGGAGAAUGACCAUAAAGAAAGUGAAGUAGUGCACAGAUGGAGAGGGGAGUGUGAGGCUGAAGGGGAGACGUCAAAAAACAGUGAAGAGCUGAGAACAGAUUCUCCUCAUAAAGGCCAACACAGCAUGAAAACCAGUCCUGUUCAAACAGGUCCACUGAUUAAAGGAGACAACAAAGAUGUGACCUCGCAACAGCCUCAGUCAUGCAACAGUAAAGGUCCCGUCCUCAUCUGUCCUGUGUGUCAGCUGACUCAGGAAACUGAUGACCUCACUGUGUUCAACCACCAUGUUGACCUCUGCCUGAACCAGCAGGUCCUACAUGAGCUGGGGGGACAGACAUCAUCUCCCAUAAAUCCACCUGAAGUCAAAAACGCCAACACCAAAGACAGAGGACAUCUGCUGUCAAGGCAAGCGAGUAAAGGCAAAAGCAAAAGGCGGGACUCGCCUUCUUCUCCUCCUUCUAAAAAAGCUAAAAGUCUCGGUCCUUGCAUCACCAUUGACAAGUUCUUCAGAUGACGGUCAUCUAUGCAUCCUCACCUGGAUCAGGUUUUCUGCAGCCAGUGAAACAAUGGACAGAUUUUAUUCAUGUUAUACACUCUGCUGCUUAAACUGUCUUCAAGAUCAUUGCACUUAAAGCCAUAUUUAGUUUUCUAUUCAAAAAGCUAUUAUUUAGAUUGCUGUUAUGAGAAGCUAAGCAUUUGCACUGUUUUACCUUAUUUGUGUUUUCUAAGCCAUACACAAAAUGAAAGAUAAAUACAGUUUGAGUUUUAGAAAAGUUUCAGGGAUUUUUGAUGACCCUAGUGUCUGUGAAUGUCACUUUUAUUGUCUAUUUUCUAUGAUCUGUGAAGAUAAGCCUAAUGUUAUUAUUAUAAUGUAUGAAGAUAUUGGUAGUAGAGGUAAGUGAAUUUUAAAUUAAUCUUUAUUAAGUUAUUGUGAUAUUUCCAAUGAUUUCAAGUUGCAUUUAUUGUGCCAGUAAUAAUAAUAACACUGUAUAUCUUUAAUAAUGAAAAUAAGAGAAUGCUUCUAUAAUAAAGCAGUUCAUUUCUAUUGUGUUGAAAUCUCAA